UUUGCGAUAGCCCUAUUUGGUUGUCAAAAAACAAUCAUGAAUAUGUUUUCUUAUUCCUAUGCAGCGCAUGCAACUUAAUUAUCCUGUUCCCUGCAGGUUUUGGAUAGGAAAAGUUGGUUGAGUCAGUUGCAUUGAAAGUGCUUAAAUAAUACACCAUAAGGUUUCUGGAGUUUACUAGUCAUGGCUAAGAAUGGUGAUAUGCCUGUGCAGGAGAGAAAGUGGAAGUUGCCACUUUUUAUUUUCUUCCAAGAUGCCAGGCAUAUUUUCAAGUUGGAUGCACUUGGGGUGGAGAUACUGCAGAUUGCAUUCCCUGCAGCGCUGGCAUUAGCUGCUGACCCCAUUGCUUCUUUAAUUGACACAGCAUUCAUUGGCCGCUUAGGUCUGUCUUUAUGUUCUUUUUUGUUUUCUCUUGAAUGACCUUGAUUACUUUUUACUUGGAUAAUUUCUUGAGAUAAUUGCUCCUUGUGAAUCAGGUAUGCUUUU
Molecule: messenger RNA, 483 nt
Organism: Camellia sinensis
Lineage: Eukaryota; Viridiplantae; Streptophyta; Magnoliopsida; Ericales; Theaceae
Source: RefSeq, a predicted model, not a curated record